AUGAAUAAUCAUAAAUGCUCGUCCUGUUUCAAAUUUAUUGCAAUUGUACGAUGCAAAGAAUGUGACAUCAAUAUAUGUUUCAACUGUGAUGAAAAUCUUCAUUAAGAUAAGAAGGAUACUCAUUGGAGAACAACCAUUUCAUUCUAAUCUCAAUCAGCUCAUUAACCUCAAAAUGAGAAUCUAAUUGAAGUGAUAAAGCUAAAGUAAAAACAAUUACAAGAAUUGAAGGACAAGGAAUCUCAACUAACUAAACAUUAUUAAGAUAGAAUGAUAUAAGCCAAAAAGAAAUAUGAAUUACAAAUUUCAGCCUUAGAGAAUAGAUGUAUAAAUAAUAGUAUAUGUAGUGUAAUAGGCUUAAUAAUUCAUGAAUGAAGUAAGUCAAGAAAAUGGGGAACUUGAUGUAGAUAAUAUGUAAAGUGAAUUGGAGAAUUUAGAAAAGAGUUUGAAAACAGAAAUUAAAAUAGCGGAAGAAGAAUAAAAAAAAUUGGAUGAAAAAACUCUAAAAGUUGAUACUUUGUUAGAUAGAGUUAAAAAGGCUACGGACAUAGAACAAUAACAAAUAUCUAAAAUGAAUGAAGUUAUAUAGAUCUUUAAAGCCUGUUCAGAAUAAUUAUAGAAAGAAAAAGUAAUAUUAUGAUCUAUUCAAGGAUCUAUUGAUGCUUGAUAAUGAAAAAUUGAUUGGAGAAGUAGAGAUCUUUGCUAAAUUCUUUGAUGAAAAUGGACCUUUGAUGGAAGAAUUAAAUGCCUAAAAGAAUAAUGAAUAAUAAUGAAAAUUUAUUUUUGUU
Messenger RNA from Paramecium octaurelia, 785 nucleotides. The record is from the annotation of a GenBank genome assembly. Lineage: Eukaryota; Ciliophora; Oligohymenophorea; Peniculida; Parameciidae.